UCGCCAGUCUGCAAUCGAAAUCAGAGGGCAUACUAAACAAUAUGCAAUAUGUAUUAUAGUAUGUGCGUGUACAAUUUGAGCGACUGUUGUUCUUGUUGCAAGCGAUUGCGGUCAUUGAAACGUGGCACACCAGUGUCAAAGGAGACAAUACGAUGGAAGCGCUCCUUCGGACUAUAUACUAUCGUGCACUUGGCUUUGUUUUCCAUGGUCCUGGUAGCAAAUGCCUUGCCACCUGUAAUACGAGUCGGUGCAAUUUUUACGGAGGACGAACGAGAAGGUAGUGUCGAAUCGGCCUUUAAAUAUGCGAUUUAUCGCAUAAAUAAAGAAAAAAUACUUCUGCCCAACACACAGCUGGUGUAUGAUAUCGAAUACGUGCCCCGCGAUGAUUCUUUUCGGACUACGAAGAAGGUCUGUCGGCAAUUGGAAGCUGGUGUUCAGGCCAUAUUCGGUCCAAGCGAUCCAUCGCUAGCGAGUCAUGUGCAAUCAAUUUGCGAAGCAUUCGAUAUACCUCACAUUGAAGCUCGCAUCGAUCUAGAAGUUAGUGUCAAAGAAUUCUCGAUUAACCUAUAUCCUUCUCAAAACAUCAUGAAUUUGGCCUACCGUGAUCUGAUGAUGUAUCUCAACUGGACUAAAGUCGCUAUUAUUUACGAAGAAGAUUACGGACUUUUCAAACAACAGGACCUUAUUCAUUCAUCCGCAGAGAUGAGAACCGAAAUGUAUAUAAGGCAAGCAAAUCCGGAGACUUAUCGUCAAGUUUUACGUGCAAUACGUCAAAAGGAAAUUUACAAAAUAAUAGUUGACACAAAUCCAACUAAUAUCAAAAAAUUUUUUCGAUCAAUUUUGCAGCUGCAAAUGAACGACCAUCGAUAUCAUUAUAUGUUUACCACCUUCGACUUGGAGACCUAUGAUCUGGAGGAUUUCCGAUACAACAGCGUCAAUAUAACAGCUUUUCGAUUAGUUGAUGUCGGAAGUAAGCGUUAUCAGGAUAUAAUUGAUCAGAUGCAGAAACUACAGCACAGCGGGCUAGAUUUGAUCAAUGGGGUCCCGUACAUACAGACAGAAUCUGCGCUGAUGUUUGACUCAGUCUACGCCUUUGCCCAUGGACUCAAACAACUGGAUAGCAGUCACACAUUAACCUUUAAGAAUCUUUCGUGUAACUCAGACAGAGUUUGGAGUGAUGGACUUUCUCUCUAUAACUACAUAAAUUCGGCAGCAGUUGAUGGCUUGACUGGGAAAGUGAACUUCAUUGAGGGGCGAAGGAACAAAUUUAAAAUCGACAUACUCAAAUUAAAGCAAGAGGUAAUACAAAAGGUGGGCUUUUGGCAGCCAGAUGUAGGCGUUAAUAUUUCCGACCCAACGGCAUUUUACGACUCCAAUAUUGCAAAUAUAACGCUGAUUGUAAUGACGAGAGAGGAACGUCCGUAUGUCAUGGUCAAGGAGGAUGCAAACAUAACGGGAAACGCUAGAUUUGAGGGCUUCUGCAUUGAUCUACUGAAGGCCAUAGCACAACAAGUUGGUUUUCAAUAUAAAAUCGAACUGGUUCCCGAUAAUAUGUAUGGGGUGUACAUACCCGAAACGAACUCUUGGAAUGGCAUCGUUCAGGAGUUAAUGGAAAGGCGCGCUGAUCUGGCCGUGGCUUCGAUGACCAUUAACUAUGCAAGAGAAAGUGUAAUUGACUUUACUAAGCCAUUUAUGAAUCUCGGCAUUGGCAUUCUAUUCAAGGUGCCAACCAGUCAACCCACACGACUGUUUUCCUUUAUGAACCCAUUGGCAAUCGAGAUAUGGUUGUAUGUGCUAGCUGCUUAUAUAUUAGUAUCAUUCGCGCUAUUUGUGAUGGCUCGAUUUUCACCAUAUGAAUGGAAAAAUCCGCAUCCAUGCUAUAGGGAUACUGAUAUCGUUGAGAAUCAAUUUUCGAUAUCAAACAGUUUUUGGUUCAUAACGGGAACGUUCUUAAGGCAAGGAUCUGGACUGAAUCCGAAGAUUUCAGAUCGUGCACAAACCAAGUUUUUCUCAUUUAUGAAUCCGCUCGCUAUCGAAAUCUGGUUUUAUAUAGCAUUUGGGUACAUUCUAGUAUCCAUGUGUAUCUGGAUAGUAGCACGACUAUCGCCAAUGGAGUGGGUACGAUCGAAGCCCGCCUGCACCAUGGCCUGUGAUCAUAUGCUACGGAAAAUUCGUAAAGCGAAUAAUGCUUAUGACCAUUUCGAACUAAAAUUCAUUGAAAACCCUACCAAUAAUGGAACACAUAAAAACGAUGAUAAUAAUGAUGCUAACGAUGUCAUUGAUGUCGAUCUUGGCGAUAACUCAGAUUCUGAUGAUACUUUGGAACUAGAGACCGUACAGAAUAGUUUCACACUGAAAAAUAGCUUUUGGUUUGCAAUCGGCGCUCUUAUGCAGCAAGGGGCCGAUCUCUAUCCCAGGGCAACAUCGACACGCAUUGUGGGCGGCUGCUGGUUUUUCUUCUGUUUGAUCAUAAUCUCGUCAUACACUGCAAAUUUAGCUGCAUUUUUGACAGUCGAACGAAUGAUAACACCAAUCGAGAGUGCCGCUGAUUUGGCCGACCAAACGGAAAUUCAGUAUGGCACUUUGGAGGGCGGAUCAACAAUGACGUUCUUUAGGGACUCGAAAAUUGGGAUAUACCAAAAAAUGUGGCGAUACAUGGAAAACCGGAAGACCUCCGUAUUCGUGAAAACGUACGAGGAUGGCAUCAAGCGAGUGAUGGAGGGCAAUUAUGCUUUUCUAAUGGAGUCAACAAUGUUGGACUAUGCAGUUCAGCGAGAUUGUAAUUUAACUCAAAUAGGAGGACUCCUUGACUCGAAAGGCUAUGGCAUUGCAACGCCAAAGGGCUCCCCAUGGCGGGAUAAAAUCUCAUUAGCUAUAUUGGAACUGCAAGAGAAAGGCAUUAUUCAAAUACUCUAUGAUAAAUGGUGGAAAAAUACGGGCGAUGUCUGUAACAGAGAUGAUAAAAGCAAGGAAUCGAAAGCAAAUGCAUUAGGUGUCGAAAAUAUUGGCGGUGUUUUCGUUGUUCUACUUUGUGGCUUAGCGCUUGCUGUGGUGGUAGCGAUAUUCGAAUUCUGUUGGAAUUCGAAGAAAAAUUUGCAUACAGACAAUCAAUCGUUAUGCUCGGAAAUGGCCGAAGAGCUGCGCUUCGCUAUGCACUGCCAGGGAUCAAAGUCUAAGCAAAGGCCGGCACUCAAACGUGAUUGUCUCAAGUGUGCUCCAGGGUCUACUUAUGUGCCAACUAAUGUAACAAUGCCGAACUUGGGCGUUCAUUAUAAUUAUUUUAAUUGAGACAGAUACGGAAAAUAAGCUUUUAAAAUUAAGUU
Messenger RNA from Drosophila arizonae, 3323 nucleotides. RefSeq names its product glutamate receptor ionotropic, kainate 2. Gene Ontology annotation, cellular component: membrane. NCBI's taxonomy places the organism in Eukaryota, Metazoa, Arthropoda, Insecta, Diptera, Drosophilidae. Gene Ontology annotation, biological process: monoatomic ion transport. The record is from RefSeq and is a predicted model, not a curated record. Gene Ontology annotation, molecular function: signaling receptor activity; ligand-gated monoatomic ion channel activity.